This is a messenger RNA of Tetrahymena thermophila SB210, 318 nucleotides long. RefSeq lists its product as hypothetical. Lineage: Eukaryota; Ciliophora; Oligohymenophorea; Hymenostomatida; Tetrahymenidae. The transcript has a single exon. The record is from RefSeq and is a predicted model, not a curated record.
AUGGAGGAGAGAAUCUUAAAGGUAAAGUCUUUCUUUAAGGGCGCAUAGAUGCUAGAUAUCCAGUAAAAAGUGUCUUGGUAGAAAGAGAUCUUAUAUAUAGAAAAUUUUAAGUUGAUAAUAUUUAUUCAAAUGAUAGAGGCUCUAAAAUAAUUAGGAAUCCGAAAAGAGGUUUGCUAUCUUUCACUUAAAAUGAUAGCAAUAAGAUUAUAACAGAGUCUUCUCCUUAUAUGGAUCUUUAUAACUAUACGGAAAAGACUGGAAUCACAAAUUAAAUGCAAUAACCAAAUUAAUUUAAAGAAGUUUCUGUAAGAAUUAUGA